This is a messenger RNA of Raphanus sativus (radish), 1319 nucleotides long. RefSeq lists its product as uncharacterized. Lineage: Eukaryota; Viridiplantae; Streptophyta; Magnoliopsida; Brassicales; Brassicaceae. The record is from RefSeq and is a predicted model, not a curated record. The transcript has 8 exons.
UUUCCUGAAUUUCAAUCAUUUUAGGACUAUGGAUUUCAUAGAUUCAGAAACACAAGAAGCAGAAGAUUUACCACAUCUGGAAGCUGAGUACAACAUGCCUCCUACACUUGCUCCAGAAUGCAACAGCUUCAAAUGGAAAAUAGAAGUUAUAGAUAUCAAUGGAAACAUAGAAGGCAAAAUGGUUACAUCUAAAGAUAUCUGGAAAUUGCAAAACAGCAGAGUCAUUGUGCAUUUCGACGAAGAUAGCGGCCAACCAAUUGGAGAAUCAGGAGGUUUGCUAGGAUCAUGGUUAGGUCAAUUAAGUAAUGAUGUGAAUUUGCUGCCAAUUAAUUACAGUGAUUGGAGGUUGGUUAACUCUCACAUAAAAAACAAGGCCUGGGAAAUAAUUCAGUCCAAAUUCUGGUUUGACGAUCCGAUGAUGAGAAAAGCAUAUGUGAUGGGUGCAUUAGGUAGCAGAUGCAAAGACGUUAAAUUACGCCUCUGGAAAGAGUACAAACGAGAUAAUCUGAUUGAAACGUUGCAGAACCGACCUGAGCAUGUUCCUGAGAAUCAGUGGGGUCACUUAGUUCACAUGAGAUUUACUGAAAAAUGGAAGAAAAUGCAAGAGAGGAAUACAGAAAAUCAAAAGAAACAUACAAUGCCUCAUGUAUGUGGAAGAAAGAGUUUUCCUAGGAGAAGAAAUGAGAUCAAAAUCAAGACUGGAAAAACACCAAGCCGAGCAGAGUUUUUCAUCGUAACUCGUACAAAGCCUAAUGGGAACUUUGUCUGUGAAGAAGCCCAAAACCGAGCGGAAGCACUUACAACGUUAUUGAGACAAAAUCCACAAGCCACAAACAAUGUUCCAGCUAGCUUGGAUGAUGAAUAUGCUCAAGUUUUUGGUCCAGAACGUCCAGGACGAGUUCGUUGUCUUGGUCGUGGGCCUACACCUUCGAAGCUGGUGAGACGCUCAACUGUAACUACACAAGACAUAGAAAAUUCUGGAAUGGUUGUAGAGUUGAAGUCACAGGUAAAAGAACUAUCUGAUCAAGUCAAGGGAAUGACUACAUUCAUCCAGCAAAUUAUUGGUACUUCAACCGGUGAACAGAUAAUAAUAUAAUUUGCAAGAGCAUGGGCUGCAAGUUUUGCUGUAGCUUUUGCUAAUAUUCCAAAUCCAACUUUUGCCAAUAUUCCAACUCCACGAAAUCCUAAUCAGGAAAUGGAAUGAUGGUGUUGAUGGAUUUCAAAACGUUGGGAUGCUGCAAGUGAUUGUAAUUACAACUUUUUAACAUUGCUUCUUAUUAAUUAACUCUAGUUUGUUUAUGUUUCACGUAUUUGCAUUA